CGUCUCCUUCCUUCCUGGUUCCUGCUGCAGCUGCCGCCACAGCUCGGCUCUGAGAGCAGGGAGCGGGUGGCUCAGAGACCGUGACUCAGAGGCGGAGUGGUGCUCGGGCCAAGGAGCACUGGCGUCCAUGGACCCUGGGCAGGGAGUGGCCGCUCCCUUCCCCAUGGACUUCCAAGAGUGGGACCCUCCCUCCCUGGCCGAGAGCACUCAGUCUGCAAAGCCCAGCGGUGGCCAGCAGACCACCGAGCUGUGGGAGGUGGUGGAGGAGCCUCGGGGCCGGCUGGGGCCAGAGGGUAUCAUGCCCGAGAGGCAGGAAGGCCACCUGCUCAAGAAGAGGAAGUGGCCUCUGAAGGGCUGGCACAAGAGAUACUUCGUGCUCGAGGAUGGGAUUCUUCACUACGCGACAACUCGGCAAGAUAUCACCAAGGGGAAGCUCCAUGGCUCCAUUGAUGUCCGACUGUCGGUCAUGUCCAUCAACAAAAAGGCCCAGCGCAUUGACCUUGACACUGAAGACAACAUCUACCACCUCAAGAUCAAGUCCCAGGACCUGUUCCAGAGCUGGGUGGCCCAGCUGCGUGCCCACCGCUCAGCCCAGCACCUGGAUGUGCCCCGAAGCCUGCUGCCCAGCACCACCCACCAGAAGGUUCCCAGUGCCCAGCCUCCGGCAGCGGGUAGUGCCUCGGCUCUGCCAGGGGUUGGACCUCGGGAGAAGGUGUCUUCCUGGCUGAGGGACAGUGAUGGGCUGGACCGCUGCUCUCAUGAGCUCUCGGAGUGUCAGGGCAAGCUCCAGGAACUACACAGACUCCUUCAGAGCCUGGAGUCCCUGCACCGGAUCCCCUCGGCCCCUGUCAUCCCCACACACCAGACCUCGGUGACGACGGAGAGACCCAAGAAGGGGAAGCGGACCAGUCGCAUGUGGUGCACACAGAGCUUUGCCAAGGACGACACCAUCGGGCGGGUGGGUCGUCUCCAUGGCUCAGUUCCCAACCUGUCUCGCUACCUGGAGUCCCGAGACCCCUCGGGCCCCCGAGGGCUGCCGCCCCCAGACUAUGCCCACCUGCAGCGCAGCUUCUGGGCCCUGGCCCAGAAGGUGCACAGCUCGCUCAGCAGCGUCCUGGCCGCCCUCACUGCUGAACGGGACCGACUGAGGGGCCUGCACCAGGGUUCGGAGCCAUCCAGGCUGGGGGUCUCUGAGACCUCGGCCGGCCCGAGGCGCCUCCAUUCACUGUCCGUCUCCUCUGACACCACUGCAGAUUCCUUCAGCUCCCUCAAUCCCGAGGAGCAAGAAGCUCUGUACAUGAAGGGGCGAGAGCUGACCCCCCAGCUGUCCCAGAGCAGCGUCCUAUCCCUUGCUGACUCCCACACAGAGUUCUUUGAUGCCUGUGAGGUUCUCCUCUCUGCCAGCUCUUCUGAGAAUGAGGGCUCGGAGGAGGAGGAAUCGUGCACCAGUGAAGUCACCACCAGCCUGUCUGAGGAGGUGCUGGACCUCCGGGGAGCCGAGCGCUGUCAGAAAGGUGCCCACCCGGCGAGCAGGAGGGAGGGCUGGAGGUGGGCCCAGAAACGGAGUGUGUCCAGGCCCAGGCCCCUUGGGAAGUCGUCCCUUGUGUACAUCGCAGCCUUCGCGGUGUCUGCCUACUCCUCCACGUACCACCGGGCGGGCUGCAAGCCCUUCAACCCUGUCUUGGGGGAGACCUAUGAGUGUGAGCGCCCUGACCGAGGCUUCCGCUUCAUCAGUGAGCAGGUCUCCCACCACCCCCCCAUCUCAGCAUGUCAUGCGGAGUCUGAAAACUUCAUCUUCUGGCAAGACAUGAAGUGGAAGAACAAGUUCUGGGGCAAAUCCCUGGAGAUUGUGCCUGUUGGGACAGUCAACGUGAGCCUGCCCAGGUUUGGGGACCACUUUGAGUGGAAUAAGGUGACGUCCUGCAUUCACAACAUCCUCAGUGGCCAGCGCUGGAUCGAGCACUACGGGGAGGUACUCAUCCGGAACACACAGGACAGCUCCUGCCACUGCAAGCUCACCUUCUGCAAGGCCAAAUACUGGAGCUCCAACAUCCACGAGGUACAGGGAGCCGUGUUCAGCCGGAGUGGCCGUGUCCUCCACCGACUCUUUGGAAAGUGGCAUGAGGGGCUGUACCGCGGACCCCCGCCGGGUGGUCAGUGCAUCUGGAAGCCCAACUCAAUGCCCCCAAACUAUGAGCGAAACUUCGGCUUCACUCAGUUUGCCUUGGAGCUGAAUGAGCUGACCACAGAGCUGAAACGGUCCCUGCCUUCCACGGACACACGGCUCCGGCCAGACCAGAGGUACCUGGAGGAGGGGAACAUACAGGCAGCCGAGGCCCAGAAGAGAAGGAUCGAGCAGCUUCAGCGAGACAGGCGCAAAGUGAUGGAGGAGAACAACAUUGUCCACCAGGCCCGCUUCUUCAGGCGGCAGACGGACAGCAGCGGGAAGGAGUGGUGGGUGACGAACAACACGUACUGGCGGCUGCGGGCUGAGCCGGGCUACGGGAACCUGGACGGGGCCGUGCUCUGGUAGCCCAGGCCCCGGGGGCAGGAGGCCUCGGUCCUCCCUCCUGCCCCCAUGGACACACGGACGAGGCCAGCCUGUCCCACUUGGCUGCCCUGGAGACCGAAGGGGCAGCCCUGGCUCUGGCCCUCUCCCCUCUGCCGGCCAGAGGGGCUUCAUCUCAGCCCAUCACCCACCUCUUGUUUGGGGUGGGAAGCAGGAUUCGUGCUUCCCCAGUCUUGUUGCCCCCAGACAACCGGCAUGUAAGACCCUCCUUGCUCUGUCAUCCCCCUUCCUUCCCUCCCUGGGGCACCUGGGGGAGUCUCCAGGCCCUCCAAGAUCUUCCCCAUUUCAGUGCCUUCCUAGGACACAGGGGACCCCUUGAUGCUCCCCAGGCUUCCUUGGCCCAGGACUCCGGCCCCAGCUGUGAGGCUGUGAGGCUGGAGUGAGUGAAGGAGAGGGGAUGGCCUUUUCCCACCCCCGUCCCUCCCACGCCCCAUCUCCAGCAUUUUCUCUCCAUGCCCUGGCCCAGGGGGGCUCCCUUUGCUUGGCCCUGGCAGUCUCUCCCAUCCUCCCAGAUCCCCUUCUCCCAAACCACAAAACGCCUGCAGCCGCCAGCUCCUUCAUACCUGGUCCUCAGUGGUUUCCUUCAGUCUCAGCUCAGCGGAUCCCCCCAGAGCAGGCGGGGCAGGAAGGGUACUUGGCCUCUGACCCACCGGGAGUGAGUGAACAUGUGUGAGUGUCUGUGUAGAAGUGUGUGUGUGCGUGCACGUGUGUGCCUGUGUACUGCUUGCGGGCGAGCAGGAUUCCUCAUGUAGGCCGGACGUCCCCCCACCAGCGGGGGGAGGGGGUGUCUGCUGCCGUUGCUGCUCAUCUUACCAGUCUGCCUCUGAUAAAGGUGAAUUGCUAUGACAUUCCAAGCUCCAAUAAAGACUGUCUCAAACUUUGGCCUGUGACCAUUCCUUUAAAAACACGUGUGCUCAAGCUCAGGCUUUCCUCAAGGCUCAGCUAGUAAAAAAAACAUGC
This is a messenger RNA of Odocoileus virginianus texanus, 3529 nucleotides long. The record is from RefSeq and is a predicted model, not a curated record. NCBI's taxonomy places the organism in Eukaryota, Metazoa, Chordata, Mammalia, Artiodactyla, Cervidae.